Molecule: messenger RNA, 1374 nt
Organism: Kuraishia capsulata CBS 1993
Lineage: Eukaryota; Fungi; Ascomycota; Pichiomycetes; Pichiales; Pichiaceae
Exons: 2
Coding region: 1-1374 (457 amino acids)
Biological process (GO): late endosome to vacuole transport via multivesicular body sorting pathway
Cellular component (GO): multivesicular body
Source: RefSeq, a predicted model, not a curated record
AUGAUGAAAUCAUUCCUGAGCCACAAAGGCGAGAAGGCAUUGAUACUGGGGUACUUAUGUGGAAUGUAUACAUUGCAAAUUCUCUUUGACAUAUGUUCAUCUGGGACAUUGACUCCGGACGAUUGUCAUGAAGCGGAUCAGAUCAUAGCGUCUUUGUUGGAGCAUCUCGAGUCUAUCAAGUCCAAGAACUCUGUUAACAAGACGUUUUUUGGGAAGUCUAGUAACAAGAAAACCAACUUUUCGAAGACACUAGAAGACGUUUCUGAAAGUCGGAAGUUGAUCAAUACAGUUGCCACAGAGAAGUACUCAAAAUCACGCAUGCAGAUGGAGAAGGGAAACGCCACGGGAGACACAGUGAAUAUGCUAAAUGAGGCGUGCAUCUUGUAUCAGAUCAGUUUGGUCAUGUUUCCCACAACCGAAGAGAAUAAUGACGAUGAAAUGAGUCCAAGUGAUGGACUUGAAGAGAAAACGUUGGUUGGCAAAGAGGAGGAUUUAGCAGAUGGAAAAGAGGAGAGGAAAGAAGACCUACAGGGGAAUUCAACAGUCUUUAACGGAGAGGAAGAUUCAAUGGACGAUGACGCGAAAACUGAAGAACAAAACACUUCUGAGACUAAUGAUACGAAUAAAAAUGAUUUCGAGAAACAAAUACAGAGUCUGCAAGACGAAGCAGAACUCCAGGCCCAUGAACUAGAAGGACCUGUUGCCUCAUUGAUCGCAGCUGAAGAGCCUCUAAAAGUGGAACAACUAUUGACAAACAGCAUCAUCAAGCAAAGGAUCUCGUACUGCAAAUAUCACAGUAGGAGAAUAAUGGUGUGUUUCAAGACGGGAAAGGACCCGAAUGAAGAUUUGAUGGGGUUGCUCAAUCCAAACAUACCUGUUGAUUCAGACGAGGAGGAAGAAAUCAAACAGGAAGAUAUAGACAAGACGAUAAAGAGUGUUCUACAAACGCCCGAUGAUGCGUAUGAUUAUGACGAGGUUUAUCUGUCGUCUGAUGAGGAAGGUGAAGGUGGAGCGGUUCUGUUUCCAAAGGCUCCUACCAACCGUGAAGCGAAUGAGGAGGGUGAGAUUUCGAACACCGAUCCGAGAAGCAUACCCGAGCUUCCCAAACGUGACUACUCCGUAGCCGAUGCAGUUGCAAAAAAUGUGUCAAAAGCCCGACUUGCUUCGCCCAAGGCUUCUCCAGCACCAAAAGUUCCUGUAACCUUGGAAUCUCUGGAGAAGGAACUAUCAAACGAAGAACUGCUGAGCGCUGCUUCCAAAGCAUGUAAAUUCGCGAUAUCGGCGAUAACGUAUGGAGAUGUUGAUACAGUGAUUGCGGAACUGAAAGAAGCUUUAAAUCUGGCUGAAAAGUACAAGAGUGCUACAGAUACUUAG